CACACUGGCCGUGUCAUGUCACGCGAGGACAGAACCAAUGCUCUGAUCUUCACGGACGACGACAUGUAUUAGUGACCCCAUAAUGAAUCGCACGGAGAUGGAGAUGUCAGGGCCAAGUGUGAGCCGACACAGUCGAACAGUGAAGAGGAAACGGUGGGGUGGACUGAGGCAGCAGUUGAAACUGCUGGGUCUGUUUGAGAUCGACCAGCAGCAUGAGUUCUACAGUCUCACCUGUAUGAUGAAGGAAGGGCUGUUUGCCGCUGUGCAGAACAACCCUUUACGUGAUGAGCUGUGUGAAGAUGACUACAAUUUUGAGUUUACUCAAAUCCAUAAGGACUUCAGGAUGGAUACGUAUGCUGGGCCGGUGUUUUCCAGUCUGCGGCGCUCCCUGGGGAUGACAGAGAAGGAAUACCAGCAGUCCCUCUCCUCCGAAGGCUGCUACCUGCAAUUUAUCAGCAAUUCUAAGAGCAAGGCAGACUUCUUUCUAACUAAUGACAAGCGGUUCUUCUUAAAGACACAGAGUAAAAGAGAAGUGCGAUUUCUCUUGACUAACUUGAGAAUCUACAUGGAACAUCUGGAGAAGUACCCACACUCUCUGCUCGUCAAAUUUUUGGGUGUUCACAGAAUCAAAAUUGCACAUCAGAGGAUGAAGUACUUUAUUGUGAUGCAAAGUGUAUUUUACCCUGAUGACAGAAUCGCUGCAAGGUAUGAUAUAAAGGGCUGUGAGAUGAGCCGGUGGACAGACCCAUCCUCUGAAGGCAGCCACAUCAUUGUUGUUUUAAAAGAUCUUAAUUUUGAAGGACAGUUCAUUCAGUUAGAUCAGCAGCGUCCUUGGUUCCUGCGUCAGGUGGAGAUCGACACAGCCUUUCUUCAGACACUCAAUGUGUUAGACUACAGCCUCCUGCUGGCCCAUCAGCCUCUGCACCAGGAUGAACUCAGCGAGAAUCUCUCCUUCGGAACACUCAUCAUCCGUACCAAAAAGUCAGUGAAUGCAGCAUCCGGUCCUUCACAUGCUGCAUCACCCACUGUUCCUGGGGUGGUGGCAGAGGAAGACUCCACACUCUCCGCAGAGUUAAAUUGUGCAACAACACAGUGUCCCACAACAGAAAUGCACAGUGGCAAUGGAGGAACGGACAGUACAAGCCUUGAGGGAGACAAAAUUGAGCAAACCAGUUGGAUGGGAACAGAGUCAGCCGAUCUACAAGAGUUCCAGGCCCAGAACCGGAGACUGCUUCCCAACUCCAAGAACCCGCUUCAUGUCAUUGAUGGAUCAGAGCAUCGUUACUUCAUCGGAAUUAUUGACAUCUUCACUGUUUAUGGUUUCAAAAAGAGGCUUGAGCAUUGGUGGAAAAGACUGAGAUACCCACAGCAUACAUUCUCCACAGUCAGUCCUCCAGCUUACUGUCACAGGCUGUGCCAGUGGGUUCAGGACCAUACCAAAUAAAAUAAGACCGCUUGGAAAACAGAAGGCAGCUUUUAAGUUGACCAUUUUGAAGUAUCUGUUUAUGAAUAGCUUUGUUUAAAUACAUACAAUGCUAAUGGAAGUACUUGUUUAAACACUGUACUUCCAGAAAAUGCAAAAGUUAAAAGUUGUGUUCAUUUAAAAUUGUUAACGCAAGUAAUGGUGCAAUGACCAUUGUAUAAUGCAGAUGAUGCAUAGGGAUGAAAACAUGAAUAUGUUUGAUGAAUUAU
Messenger RNA from Rhinichthys klamathensis goyatoka, 1692 nucleotides. RefSeq names its product phosphatidylinositol-4-phosphate 5-kinase-like 1 (gene pip5kl1). The record is from RefSeq and is a predicted model, not a curated record. The transcript is spliced from 10 exons. The coding region runs from base 83 to 1444 and encodes 453 amino acids. Gene Ontology annotation, molecular function: phosphatidylinositol kinase activity. Gene Ontology annotation, biological process: phosphatidylinositol metabolic process. NCBI's taxonomy places the organism in Eukaryota, Metazoa, Chordata, Actinopteri, Cypriniformes, Leuciscidae.